This is a messenger RNA of Passer montanus (Eurasian tree sparrow), 4042 nucleotides long. RefSeq names its product Spi-1 proto-oncogene (gene SPI1). Bases 312 to 1103 code for a protein of 263 amino acids. Gene Ontology annotation, biological process: cell differentiation; regulation of transcription by RNA polymerase II. The record is from RefSeq and is a predicted model, not a curated record. Gene Ontology annotation, cellular component: nucleus. Lineage: Eukaryota; Metazoa; Chordata; Aves; Passeriformes; Passeridae. The transcript has 5 exons. Gene Ontology annotation, molecular function: sequence-specific DNA binding; DNA-binding transcription factor activity, RNA polymerase II-specific.
GACCCAAGGCCUAUCUGCCUUCUACAGACAUUUGAUAAAAUCAGGAACUUCGCAUACAACUCGGGAAGAAGUUCACCUCAGACCCUUUUAGGGCAAACUAUGAAAACUUGUUAGGGUCCUCCUGUCCUGAGAUCCACCACUGCUGAGGGACUUCACGGAGUCCAAGGAUCUCGCUUUUUAAUUUUUUUUUCUUUUCUUUUUUCUUUAUUUUUCUUUUUUCCCCCCUAUUUUUAAAAUAUGAUUUUUUGCAAGUCAGUUAUUCUGGAUGUUUGAAAACUGAAUUAAGAAAAAUUCGCUCAGAAGUUGGCUGAAUGUUGCAAGCUUGCAAGAUGGAAGGAUUUCCCCUUAUUCCCCCUCCCUCUGAAGAUAUGGUACCCUAUGAGUCAGACCUCUACCGACAGCCCCAUGACUAUUACCAGUAUCUCAACAGUGAUGGAGAGAGUCAUGGUGAUCAUUAUUGGGAAUACCAUCCACACCACAUGCACAGUGAAUUCGAGACCUUUGGAGACAACCAUUUCACAGAGCUGCAGAGUGUGCAGCCUCCCCAGCUGCAGCAGCUCUACAGGCACAUGGAGAUCGAGCAAAUGCACGUCUUGGAUUCUGCAAUCCCAACCACACACAUUGGACUCAACCAUCAGGUGUCCUAUUUGCCCCGGAUGUACUUCUCUCCACCUCAGCCCAGCUCUGACGAGGAGGACAUAGAGAGGCAGAGCCCCCCCUUGGAGGUUUCAGAUGGGGAGAAUGAUGGUGUUGACCCUGGGCCUGGAAUUAUGCAUGGAGAAACAGGCAGCAAGAAAAAGAUACGUCUGUAUCAGUUCCUUCUGGACCUUCUCCGCAGUGGGGACAUGAAGGACAGCAUUUGGUGGGUGGACAAGGAGAAAGGUACAUUCCAGUUCUCCUCCAAACACAAAGAAGCACUGGCCCAUCGCUGGGGCAUCCAGAAAGGCAACCGCAAGAAAAUGACCUACCAGAAGAUGGCACGGGCUUUGAGAAACUAUGGCAAGACAGGGGAGGUCAAGAAAGUUAAGAAGAAGCUGACCUACCAGUUUAGUGGAGAGGUGAUGGGAAGGGGGGCCACUGAUAGGAAGCAUUAUCCUCACUGAGGCCAUGGGACCCUAAGCAAGAAAAGUAUUGAGAGCUCCUGGCUGGAUACCAGCAGAGGAGAUGGACGCAUCUUUCUCUUUGCUUCCUGUGCCCCCUUCUCUGCCUUUAAACAGCCUUUAUCAUCAGAUGUUUCUGGUACGAAUUCCCUUCUUCAGCAUCUGAGAAACCUAAUCAUGACAGAAUUCUUUGCUUCCAUCCUCCAAGUUGGACAGAGUUGGGAAAUUUAAACAAUGUACAAAUAUAUUGUUGUCAGGAAAGUUUUUUUUCUUUUUUUUUCCUUUUUUUUUUUUUUGAUUGUAUUGUAACUAAAUACAGCCAAUGAAGUUUUGCCUCCAGGGGUGGUGCUGUGUCACUCACAGUGACACCACGUUAGCUUCCAGCUUUUAAACUAGCAUUAAUACAGGCUCUGCCGCAGCUCUCGGAGCUAGAGAGAAGUCUGCAGAUCUUGGGAAUGAGACUCAUUCUUUUAAAUAGUAAUAACAUGUACAUAUUUAAUAAAAUUAGAUAUAAUGAAGUUUUGAUGUUUGCAUAAUAAAUGAUUAGUUCACAACCAAAUGUGCCACAUUCAGUUAUGCAGAUACAGCUCCUCUGUGGUGUCUGAGCAAAAGGUACACUGGGUAGUAGGGCCUUAUCCAAGUGUAGCUACUUUUUAAUUUACCUGGAAACAUCAUCAGUGGUGUCAAACUCAGUAACAAAUGUUACAAGGUGAAAUACAUUACUGUGAAAGAGACUACAGUACUGAAGGAUAUUUCAAAAUACAUAUAUGUAUAUAUUUCUCACUGUUUUUUCCUGUGCAAAAUCCCUGCCAGUUCAAUGUUUUCUGGUCACGUAUACAGAAUUGCAUUUAUAUCCCCAUCCCAUUUAGAAUGUAUCAAUUAACCAUGCUCUUCUGUGGUUUUACUUAUUUUCCUGCUCCUAUUCUUUUGUCUUCCUUCCCCCCACAGUGAUACCUUGAUUCUCGCUCAUGAAUCUUUCUUGGAAAUAAGUUGUGUUUAAUCAUGUGUUUGAGGAAUUCCAGUACAAAAACGUUUCAAGAUUUUAACCGUGGAUUUUAAGCCCUACUGUAAAACAAUUAAUAGUAACUAAUAACAACUGCACUGUAAAAAUAACACUCAAAAUGCAAAAUAAAUGAUAAUUCAAUACCUGAAACAUCAUGGUAAAUUUACCCAGUACAUCCAAGCACAGAAAUUAAAUGUAAAUUCAAGCAACAGUAAGAAAAUUGGCAUUUUAAGUUUUAAUGUUAUUUAACAUAUCUCAACUGUUUCAAUCACUCAAAAAUCAGGACUUUCCCAAAAUAGACGAGGUGAAAUGAGGCAGAUCGAGAAUGACGAGAAGGGGGUUUUUUUAGCAAUACUGAAAUGCAGUACAACAUGCCAAAUAUCACUAAAUAACCUGAAUUUUUUCAGAGCUUGCUCCUCACUGAAAUCAGAAAUAGUUAAAAGUGAUGAGCUUCUUACAGACCUGAGUUUUCAAAAUUAAAUCUAAACACAGUCAGUGUUAUCUGCACUAACAAUCUCACUGUAGAAGUGAAAAUCUGCUGGCAUCAUGGCCUACAGUAUCUCUUUGGAGUCAAACAAGAAAGAAGCUCAUGGUUAAAAAACAUCCCAAAGUACUACUUCCCAAUUCUUAUUCCUGGUUCAUAACUUGAUAAAUAUAUCAGUCAGUGCAAAAAAUUAGCAGAGAGUUAUCUUUCAUGCUUCUAAAAAUCUUGUAAUCCAAAUUUUAGUGACUAUGCCUUGAGGAUCAUGUUAAUUUGAGCAUCAUUUUUCAUUCACUUAGGGUUAGGAUGAGUCAUAUUAAGAAGACAUUUUGUUUCUAAAAUUGUACUGGAAGGAUUUACUUCCUAUAGCAAAUACUGUAAUACUCACUAAAUUUGACUUGGAUAUCUCCAUCUGCAUCCAUAUUAAAGUUUCAGGAUGGGAGAUGUUGAAGGCAGUUCUGAGAAGACUAGAACACCCAACACUGACACAAUUAAGGUUCCUUCUUGCUGAGCUGGAAACUCAGGACUUCUCUACUUGGUACUGAUGAUGUUUGGCACUGCUGACCUGGAAUUAAAAAGAUAUCAAAGACAUUUGCAUUCAUCAGACUUGUAGACUUGAUAUUCAAGAAAAUUAGAGUAAUAAUUCACUCUUCAUAAAAAUAUCUUUAUCACAAACACAGCUUCAAAAGCAGAACUGAUCCUUCUCUGACACUGUAAUUUGGUGGAGAAGGAUCAUUUCCUCUUGCAGGAAAACUGUGAUAACUGAAAAGAGCCAACUGGUGAGUUAAUUGUGGAGAUACUUAGGAUAUCACAAAAGCCAUUUCAAGCUUACCAAAAAGCUUUCUAAGAUCUAUGAGACCUAUUUUUCCAUUUCCCUAGCAAGUCUUGUAUAAAAUCCUAUUAGAUACUGGAGAAAUAAUACAAAACUAAAAUAAGCAUUCAAAUAAACAACAAGAACCUUUAAAUGAGCUUUUUGAGUGUGUGCAUUACUAUAAAAUGCUAAUUUAGAGCAACUACUUAUACUUGAAUUAAAGAUUUUGCAUUUUACACUGGUUUUGACCACAAGAAACAUGGAAAUUGAAGAUUCUGAAAAAAUUAUCUUGGGGGAGAUAGUAUUAUUAUUAAAAAUAUUUUAAAAGUAAUAUUGAAUAUAAUUUAAAAAGAAGGCUUAAAAUUUUAUCUCCAAAGCUGAAAACUUUUUCUCUUCCUCUUGUUAAUGCUUUGAAAUACUGGUUCUAAAAAUAUUCACUCCCCAUCUGUUUCUGGUUAGGUUUUUCAUCUGUGGCAUAAAGAGUGAAUAAUCAUGUAUUGCAGCUGUGAAGGAGACCAAAUGAUGAUGCUUCUCUGCCAGAGUACUGUUUGUCUGCCAUACAAUCCAACUGCUCAGGACACUGGGCAGUCUAGGCAAGCUGAAUUCUUGCCAUUCAGCUGCACAUGCAAGCAGAAGCUCUUUGGCUG